GCCAGCUGUCCAGCCCUCUGCAGAGAAGAUGCUGAUCACCUGCUGACGGGCGCAGCUCACCAGGCGAUGGCGCGCGUUCCAGAGAGAUCUCGCAAUGCUGCAGCAUUGCAGGAAGCUGGGACUCGGAGGACGAGUAAAGCUUCUUCCAAAUCCCUUCAGAUUUGAAUUUUACAGCAUUUGGUCAGUCAAACGCCAAAGUCAAAUUCGAGCAUUAAGUUGUUGAGCGCACCUUGUUCUCCACUCUGAUUCAACAUCAUGGCGGCGUCUGACAGUACCGUCACAAACAAGAGCUGGUUCCUGAAGGAGUACCCGAAAGGCCUGCCGCAGGAGUCCCUUUUUGAGCUCAGAGAAAGUCAGCUUUCCACAAAAUUAGAUGAAGGUUCAGACGAUGUUCUCGUGAAAGUGCUGUAUCUGAGCCUGGACCCUUACAUGCGGGGCCGGAUGAAGGCGGGGGGCUCGGGCUAUGCGCAGGGCUUCUCACUCGCUAAGCCUUUGGUCGGCGGUGCUGUCGGAGUCGUCGUCUCCUCUGCAAAUUCCAAGUUCAAGGAAGGAGACUUUGUCUUGGGCUCUCUUGGCUGGGAGCUCUUCACUCUAGUUCCCAAAGGCCAAGGCUUAAGGCCCAUCGAUCCGAAGGGUUUGCCCCUCUCAUAUUUCCUGGGGGUCUUGGGCAUGACGGGAUUGACAGCGUACUGCGGUUUGUUUGACAUUGGGGAUCCGAAGGAAGGUGAGACGGUGUAUGUGUCGGCGGCGUCGGGAGCGGUUGGACAGAUCGUGGGACAGCUGGCGAAGAUCAAGGGGGCGCAUGUCGUGGGGAGCGCUGGCAGUGCAGAAAAGGUCGAGCUCCUCAAGAACACCUUCAAGUACGACGAGGCGUUCAACUACAAGGACGAACCCGACCUGAGCGCGGCCCUCAAGAAGUACUGCCCCAAGGGGAUCGACGUCUACUUCGAGAACGUCGGCGGGUCAAUGCUCGAGGCGGUGCUGCAGAACGCGAACACGCAUGCGCGCAUCCCGGUGUGCGGGAUGAUCAGCCAGUACAACCUGGAGGAAGGGGAGGGGAUUCAUGGCCUGAUCCAGCUGAUCGCAAAGCGCAUCAAGAUGCAAGGCUUCCUGGUGGGCGACUACAUGACGUCACCGCUCGCCAAGUCCUUCCCGGAUGACGUCAGCAAGUGGCUCAAGGAGGGCAAGAUCAAGUACGUGGAGGACGUCAGCGAGGGCCUCGAGUCGGCGCCUCAAGCGUUCAUUGGAUUACUGCAGGGGCACAACGUGGGGAAGCUGGUUGUACACGUAGCAGACGAUGAGAGGGCGCCUAAAGCCAAGCAAGAAGAGUAGCUAGAGGACCGCUUGUGUUUGUGCGUGCUUUAGAGUUGUGGGCUGGCCAAAGGAGGAGCCGUUAUAAAAAGAUAGUCGGUUUUUUGGUUGGUUUCGCAGGUCUGCUAAUAUUGCGUUUUUCGUGUACCAUAGCACAGUCAAAUAUCCGAGAAAGCCUGAGACAUUUUGAUGCCUGCGUAGGUAGAAACCCUAGUAGUGGCCCAUGUAGAUUACAAGAUGCAAGGACGCUUGUUCAUUCAACAUUAAGAACGCAUUACAGUCAAAUGACAAGCUUUUCUUCUUCAUUCUGAGCGCUCUUCUCAUUUGUUCUGCCUCAAAACCUGACAC
This is a messenger RNA of Klebsormidium nitens, 1659 nucleotides long. NCBI's taxonomy places the organism in Eukaryota, Viridiplantae, Streptophyta, Klebsormidiophyceae, Klebsormidiales, Klebsormidiaceae. The record is from the annotation of a GenBank genome assembly.